Molecule: messenger RNA, 5537 nt
Organism: Macadamia integrifolia
Lineage: Eukaryota; Viridiplantae; Streptophyta; Magnoliopsida; Proteales; Proteaceae
Product: E3 ubiquitin-protein ligase DA2-like
Exons: 7
Coding region: 812-1486 (224 amino acids)
Cellular component (GO): cytoplasm
Source: RefSeq, a predicted model, not a curated record
UACCUCAUCAGCUUCUACUAUCUCUUUUAUUUAAAGUUUCUGUCAUCGAAGCUAGAGCUGAAACCAGAAAGAAAACAAAAAAAUCAGACACGGAGUGAGAGAAGAAAGGGAAAAAAUCUAGAGAAGACUGAAUUCCUGUUUCUUAGGGACAAUUCUGAUCUUGUUUCUGUUACAGUUGGCAAAUCUUCUCGAUCUCCUAUCAUUUCUAAAAUCUCUCGUGUGCUUAAAGGAAUUCUUCAUUUCUAGAUGGUUGCUGCUUCGAUUCUGGAGAAACAGAUUAUCUGCAAAUGCUAAUGGUUUGUUACUCUAGUCCAAGAAUCGGUAGAAUGAAUUUGGGUCUUUUGAGGCUAUAAUGUAGUGGUUUUGAACUAAAGGGAGUGAAAGACGGGAUUUUUUCUGGUGGAUUUUGUUGUGUUUUGAGAGCUAGGGUUUAUAGAUGUUGAAUGAUUCGGUUUUGAGUUUGUUCAAUUUUUUUUGGGUGAAUAAAUAAUUCAUUACAAGGACAAAGAUUACAGCCCCUAGAGAGGGGAGGAGGAAGAAAACAGAACUAUCUCAGAGGGAAUUACUAUUCCUGAUGGUUGAGCUGGGGAGCUCCCAGUAGUUUACAAUUUUGAGAGCUAGAGUUUGUUCAAUUGAGAUUGCUUGUUAGUGAAAGUAUUUGUUUCGAAAUGAAGAGGAUUUGAAAUUGAGUGGAAUGUAUGAGUAUAUUUUUGGAAUGGAGUUCGGAGUUGUUGGUGCGAUUGUUGUUAAUGCGAUUUUGUAGUCUUAAGGAAUAAGAGUGAAAAGAGGAGUUUCCUGUAAUUCUUUUUCAAUGGGGAAUAAGUUGGGUAGGAGGCGGCAGGUGGUUGACGAGAAGUAUACGAAGCCGCAGGGGCUGUAUCAGCACAGAGAUGUUGAUCAUAAGAAGCUGAGGAAGCUCAUUCUUGACUCCAAGCUGGCUCCCUGUUACCCUGGGGAUGAAGAGUGCACAUCCGAUCUUGAAGAAUGCCCAAUCUGCUUUUUGUAUUACCCGAGUCUCAAUCGAUCGAGGUGCUGCAUGAAAGGCAUUUGUACAGAAUGUUUUCUGCAGAUGAAGCCUCCUCAUUCUACUCGUCCAACACAAUGUCCCUUUUGCAAGACCUCUAGUUAUGCUGUGGAGUAUCGUGGCAUGAGGUCAAAAGAAGAAAAGGGCAUGGAGCAAGUUGAAGAGCAGCGGGUUAUUGAAGCAAAAAUAAGGAAGCGGCGACAGGAGCUUCAGGAGGAAGAAGAGAGAAUGCAGAGAAGACAAGAGAUGGGUUCUUCUAGCAGGGUUAUGGCACAAGCAGACGUUGAAUGUCAGGGUGUAUCGGUGCAACCAUUUCUUUUUCCUGUGGAAGGUGAUGGGAUCAUGUCUCCUCAGGAUUCGUGCACUGUGCCUACAAUCAUGCAAUCUUCACGUCCCAGACACAAUGGGUAUAUGACUCACACUCUGUGGAUGACUGUUUUCUGUCAAUUUCUUAUUCGGUAACUUCAUUGAUUGGAUUUCUUAUGCUUAGAAAUGAUCGAGAUUCUAAUUAGAUCACUAGAAGUUUCAGAACUGCUGUAGGGUACAAAAAAUCUGUGGCCUGGUAGCUUUAAUUAAAAAAAAAAAAAAAAAAAAAAUUCAAAAACAAGAAACAAGAAAGCAAGUUAGUAGCAGCAAGAAUAACUAAUUGCCAUAUUUAAUAAUGAAGGCAUGGCUACAGCUGACAGCAUGUUUGCGUAAACCUCUCAAUAAUCCAACUCAAACCAAUACCUUAGUCAAAUAUAUCCUAAGUUGGAAGAACUGACAUUAAAAUUUUAAUGGUUAAGAACUCUUUGAGUUUAACCUUCCUCCAGUCCCCAUACCCCCACCAAAAAAAAAAAAAAAAAGAUAAACCAAUUACAAAUGAGUUUUCUGAUUCAACUGGAUAAGGUUGUUAAGAUAUCUAGAUUUACUAAAAUAAGUAGUGAGUUUUCUUCUUGUUCUUUGUAAAAUACUAUGAGUUGUAACUUGAGGGACAAUAUUAAUGGUGAAACUGGGGUUACUAUAAACAGUAAACCAGACAUUAUAGUUGUCAAGACGUCUAGGCGAUCUAAGGUGUUGGAGGGGGCUUAGACCUAAGGUGAAACCAACAAGGAGUCCAAGGCUCCUGCUUUGGCGAUGCCUUGACAACUAUGCUAGACACCCCAAUCACUUGGUCUGGUUUCUAUAAAAGAUUGGUUCGAUGAUGAACCAAACCCUGUCCUCUUCUAUCUACGAUCUGCACCAACUCUCCCAAGUUUAAAAACCACCCAACUUUGAGUUUUGCAAAGUCAAGGAAUGAGCUUCAUAUGAUGUACAUCUUGUUUUUACCCAUAAUAAAACUAUGGCAACUUUUGAACGUUAGGAAUGUAGUCUCCAAGUCAUGGAGCUUUCUUUUCGAAGAACUGUGGUAGAAUUACGAACUCGAUGUGCUCAACCUCAUGAACUAUAUCAGAUGUAAAUGGUAUGUCUGUGGAAUCUUCCGUAAUUGUAUCUAAGCCCUCUUCAUCGGUUUACAUACAUAGGAUAUUAAAGCCUUGAGUUCCCUCGCCAUCCUCAUAAUUAUCAUCAGUGGAAGAGGCUUACAAAACUCCAUAUUGGGAUCUACCUUAACUGCUACAACUAUAGAGUUAAAACUCUGCUUCAAUAACAACAAAUCUCAGCUUUAUAUGAACUAAAUGGGGCUGGCUACAUGGAUCCAUAAGAGCGUAAUAUAGUAAUAUAAGAAAAAGAAAGAGAUAUAGCAAAACCUCUGAAACAUUCCACAUAAUGGGGGUAUGCUACACAAAUCUUUGCCCUCCAAACAGCUCUAUUUGAGGUCAUACUAGAGUAAAGACCUAAACUAUGCAUGUUUUUCCUUAUUACUUCUAUAGUCUUAGGCCUGCCUCUAGUUCUUUUAGUUCCUUCCAUCUGAAUCUGAUUACUCUUUCUUACUGGUGCAUUCACGAGUCUCCAUUGAACAUGGCAUACCUCCUCAGACGGCUUUCGUAGAGCUUGUCCUGGAUCGGGGAAAUUCCCAAAUCAGCUUUAAUACAAUCAUUCCUUACUCUCUCUCCUAGUUUUGCCGCACAUCCAUCUCAACAUCCUCAUCUUUGUUACACCCAGUUUAUCCAACAUUUUGGUCCAUAUAUCAGAGCUGGUCGUACGAUUGUCUUGUAGAAUUUUCCUUUAAGCCUUUUAGGAAUGCAUUAGUCAGAACACUCUACAUGCACCUCUCCACUUGAUCCACCCUAUUAAGUUCGUCUUUUAUUCUUGACCCGUUUUGAAGAUUGACUAACUUUGACAUAUUUUGGUGGCGACCCAAAUGGAAAGCUUCCCGUUAUGGUUCGAUCGGAUUGACCGUGACCCGAUGGGUCGACCCACGACUUGGUGUAUAUAAUUUACUGUUGUCUUGUUGAGAAAGUCAUUGUUAUUUUGGAGUCUUUUGGAGCUAGGGUUUCAGAGCGAGUUUUCUGGCCGCUGCUUGGGUGUAAUCUCUCUUUUGCAUAGUGAAACAUCUUCUUCUUCGCCUAAGGACAUAUCACACUACACCGGUGUGUAAACCUCGUUAAAUCUCUGUGUUGUGCGAAUCUGUUGGCUGUUUAUUUUCGUAUUUCUUGGUGUUUGCUCUAACACACCCUACUUUAAUUCUCUGGGAAACAUCAUUCUCUUUAUCAUCCUUCUGUUAAAAUUCUGCUUCAUGGGGAAAAAUUUAGCAACUUGCUCAUACUCAUUGCAAUAGAAGCAUUUUGUGUUGCUGCUACUAGCCAUUGAUGCCUUACCCAUGGUACAUGUAACUAUAGAGGUAUUUGAAGGUUGACCUGUGAGUUUAGUUUAUGGCUUCUCCGGGCAAGAAGGAUGUUGACUCGAGUUAUCACCCUUACAAAUUGUGUUUGAGAAGCUUCUCUGAUAAGACUUAUUUAGAUUUUCUAUUUGAUACCUAACCUGUUUGGCGUCAUCCAUCCUAGGCAGUCUAACAUGCCAAUCCAGUAUUGAUUUGAGGGUGUAAACCGUUUUGAAAUUGUGCCAAUAAUACCUCUUCGUUCCAGUCAAAGUCAGACCUAGUGGUUAAGUAGUAGAACUUCACCACCUUGUUGCUGGUUUGAGAACUGAAGGUGCAUACACUGCUUGUAGUUGCCAGGCAAAAAUCUUUGGUUCAUGGUCUCCUUUAGUUUCAGCCCAAGUGUUGGCCAACCUAAUACCUUGAGCUUGAUUCUGGUCAUCAUAUUUAAUCCACCAGACUUGAGUUGUACACUUCAGCUUGGCUUCAACAAAUAAAAGCUUCCUGGCCUCAGUCAGACUAUACCAUCGGAAGAAUAUGCGUCAAGAUAUUGUCUGGAUUGUAUCCCCAUAGAAAUAAAAAAAUCCAACUAGGCCCUUUUUGGCUCCAUAGGGAUGAUCGUCAAGAGUUUGAUCAGCUUCAUAUGGUGGUGUGUGGGGCCCUAUGGAAUAGAAUUGGAAGAAUCCCUGGAUUAAAUUGGGCUCUUUCCUUAAUUGAAAGGUGUUGGCCUAUCAAUGGAGGUAUGACUUGAUAAAUAACCUCACUAUGACCACUAUGGAUAAGGUAUAGACAAUGAUUUUCAGCUCAGAUACCAAUUAAUGCAACCGAGGGUUACAAAACCUUUCUUUUUGGUCUCUAUGGGCCCACAACGAAUGAUAGAAACUCAAAUUAUAUGGCUAGUGGCAGUUUCAUAUUUUAUGGUAAGAAUAAGAUCAGGAUCCAUUUGGGUAAAGCACAGGACUGAAUCGUAUUUAAAAUUGAAGGAAAAAGUGUGAUCUGAUAAUUAGAAUAAGCUAGGAUUAAAACAGAAAUAACUUUAACAAAUAAGGGCUAUUUGGUAAAUCAGGAAGAAGAAGCCCUUAACCAUAAAUGACAACCUAAGGUUGUCUUCAGCCUCCGCAUCAAACACAACCAACGGUAAUAAUGCAAUCCUGGGUUCAAAAAGCGGUUUGGGAUCACUAUGGGCCCACCCAAGUGCCUAAGCAGGUCAAUGUGUAAUGGUAGUUGGAAUCUGGUAAUUAACCAGAUUUCUCAAGUUGUUACUUGGUAGGUGAAAGAGGAAAGGACAUAAAGGAGUUUAGGAAUUAUUGAACAUGGGUAAAAUUGGAACAAAAUAAAAUAAAUGGACAAGAAUUGAUUAAGAAAGUAGGGGAAGGUAAUAUUGGAAAUCAACUUCAAAACAUAUUAUAGUGGAAGGGGGGGUUGUCUCCUACCUCCAGACGCAAACAGAGAGGCGAAACAGCAGCUACCUUUGAAAGGGAGAACUCCUUCAUGUGUUCUCUGCUGGUUCCAAGAUUUUGAAGGCAGAUCGAUGUGAGGAAGACCUCUUGAUUGCACUCCAACAAAAAUCCAAACGAACUGAAACUAGGCUGGCGGUAGUGGCGGAAACAAGCCUAUAAUCAAUUCGAGAUUUGAAAUUCCAGCAAGAUAUGUAGCUGGGGUUUUGCAGGGAUGGUCGCCCAAAGGUAAGAAAACUCAUGCCAAAAGUAUGAGGGGAGAAGAAGAUCAAAUCAGUUAUGCGGUUAUUGGUGCUAUUGCUGGAACAGGAACAGAAAA